Lolium perenne is the source of this 3411-nucleotide messenger RNA. The record is from RefSeq and is a predicted model, not a curated record. Lineage: Eukaryota; Viridiplantae; Streptophyta; Magnoliopsida; Poales; Poaceae.
AUGGCGCAACUUCUGCGCCUUAUGAUGGAAGACCGUGAGGCAGCCCGUGAGGAGCGCCAAGCUAACCUUGCUACCCUUCAGCACCUCACUCAACUUGCUACCGGAAACGCCAACCACGAUAAUGGCGGGAACGGAAAUGGAGACCCCCGCUCUACGCUGAAGGAUUUUCAGAGCACUAACCCACCUGUUUUUGCCAAGUGCACUGAACCUCUUGACGCUGAUGAUUGGCUUCGUACCAUAGAAAACAACCUGGAGGUCGCCAGAGUCGGCAAUGAUGAGAAGGUGUUGUUUGCCACUCACUUUCUUUCUGGACCUGCGCGUGCUUGGUGGGAAAACAUCAAAGCCAUGCAAGUUGAAGAACACGUCAUCAACUGGGAAGAAUUCAAGGCCAAGUUCCGCAAGACGCAUAUCCCCUCUGGGCUGAUCAAGCUCAUGAAGGACAAGUUCAUGAACCUGCGGCAAGGAAGUAUGUUUGUGGUGGAUUACCUGGACAAGUUCACCACUCUGUCUAGGUAUGCUCCUGAGGAUACCAACACUGAAGAGAAGAAGAAGGACCGCUUUCUGAACGGUCUGCACGAUGAGCUGCAAAGUAUCUUAGUAGUUGUCCCAUACCCCGACCUCGAGUCUCUGGUGGAUGCUUCCAUCAUGGUUGAGAGCAAGCGCAAGAAUGCAUUUGAGAAUCGCAAGCGCAAGGCAAUGAUGUUGCAAGGCAGCUCCAGCACUCAGCAACCCCGCAGUCUGCCCCCACCUAGGCCGGCACCCCAGCAACAGUGGACCCCUCCCCCUGCACCACGUCCCAACCACCUCAACCGAAAUCCCAACUACAACCGCCAGAACAACACUGUUCGCAAACCCCCCAAUGGAUGCUACGCUUGUGGACACCCGGAUCAUUACUCUAACGAGUGCCCCAACAAGGUGACUUCCGGACAGUGCCCCAAUGCGCCCAAGCCAAAUCAAGGAAAAUCACGCACUGCUUCUGGCAGGAACCAGAACCAUAUGAAACCAGCUGGACCACCUAGAGGACACCUGAACCAUGUCAACGCUGAAGAAGCUCAGGAAGCUCCAGAUAUUGUUCUGGGUACGUUCCUUGUCAACUCGGUACCCUCAACUGUUCUGUUUGAUUCCGGAGCCUCGCAUUCCUUCGUUACCAAGCCUUUUGUGAGAAAAGGAGGUUUAACCCCCACCCCCAUGAAGCGACCUAUGUUAGUCCAAAUCCCUGGAUCCACCAGCAAAACCCAAAGUUCAUGCAAGGAGGUUCCCAUAGAAAUUCAGGGAAAGCGUUUUCACGCGGAUCUGAUCGUAUUAGGAGAGCAAGGCUUAGAGGUUAUCCUCGGAAUGAAUUGGAUGUUGAAGUAUAAGGGAUACAUAGAUUGUGUUCACCGAGCUAUAACCCUGACUGCUGAGGACGGUGAAGUAGUUGAGCAUGUAGCCACCAUGCCAUCAUCGAAGGCCCUAUGCAAGAAGAGUGUCGCCAGUCCAGCCCUGCAUGAAGUACCCGUAGCUUGUGAAUACCCUGAAGUUUUUCCUGACGAAUUACCCGGUAUGCCCCCUGAUCGGGAUAUUGAGUUUGUCAUUGAGCUAGUUCCAGGAACUGCUCCUAUCGCUCAACGACCCUACCGGAUGAACCCCCAAGAAUUAGUCGAGUUGAAGAAGCAGUUGGAUGACAUGUUGAGGAAAGGGUUGAUUCGCCCGAGCGCAUCACCCUGGGGAUCUCCUGUUAUCUUUGUGGAUAAGCGGGACGGUACCAUCCGCCUGUGCGUGGAUUACCAGAAGCUUAAUGAUGUCACCAUUAAGAACAAAUACCCUCUCCCGAAAAUUGAAGACCUGUUCGACCAGAUGAAUGGAGCCCGAGUUUUCUCCAAGAUUGAUCUCCGUACUGGCUAUCAUCAACUCAAAGUGCGAGAAUCGGACAUUCCCAAGACUGCCUUCACCACACGGUAUGGACUUUUUGAAUAUACCGUGAUGUCUUUUGGACUAACCAAUGCCCCUGCCUAUUUCAUGAAUCUCAUGAACAAGGUGUUCAUGAAGUACCUCGACAAGUUCGUCGUGGUUUUCAUCGAUGAUAUUCUGAUCUACUCCAAGAAUGAAGAAGAGCAUGUUGAAUAUCUGCGGAUUGUUUUGGGAACUCUUCGAGACCAUCAGCUUUACGCCAAGUUUAGUAAAUGUGAGUUUUGGCUGAAAGAGGUAGGAUUUCUUGGUCAUGUCAUAUCUGCCGGAGGAGUAUCCGUCGACCCAUCCAAAAUUCAGUCCAUCAUGGAGAAGAAAGCCCCAACAAACCAGACCGAAGUCCGCGCGUUUCUAGGAUUGGCGGGUUAUUAUCGUAAGUUCGUCGAGGGAUUCUCCAGCAUUGCGAGACCCUUAACGCAGCUUUUGAAGAAGGAUAAAAAGUUUGAGUGGACAGAUAAGUGUGAGGCCAGUUUUCAGGAACUCAAGAAGAGAUUAGUUACAGCCCCCGUCUUGACCAUGCCAGAUAUCACCAAGAAUUUUGAUGUGUACUGCGAUGCAUCGAAACUUGGUUUGGGAAGCGUGCUGAUGCAAGAAGGCAAGGUGAUAGCCUAUUUGUCAAGACAACUUCGACCGCACGAGAUGAACUACCCCACGCAUGACUUAGAGCUUGCUGCUGUAGUUCACGCCCUGAAGAUCUGGCGCCACUAUCUAGUGGGAAAUCGCUGUGAAAUCUACACUGACCACAAGAGUCUGAAGUACAUCUUCACUCAGCGAGAGCUGAAUAUGAGGCAGAACAGAUGGAUGGAACUUAUCAAGGACUACGAUCUCGGUAUUCAUUAUCAUCCCGGUAAAGCCAAUGUCGUAGCUGAUGCCCUGAGUCGAGAGCCAUGUUCGUUGAACGCCCUGAUCAAGAUUGCUCAACCCAAACUAUAUGAAGAACUUGCGGAGUUCGGCCUCGAGUUGGUUAGCCAUGGUUUCCUGGCGAAUCUUGAGCUGAAGCCUACUUUGUUUGAUCAGAUCAAAGAAGCUCAGAUGGGACAUGAAAGUAUUGAAGGAAUCAAGCGUAGGAUGGAUAGGGAAGAAGUUCCUGGUUUCACAAUUGAUGCCAAGGGAGUUUUGUGGCUGAACAUCAGCGACCAGCUGGACUGCUCCAACCCCUCCAAGUCGCCGAAUGGAAAUGGGAAGAAGUCGGAAUGGAUUUCAUUACUGGACUUCCUAAAUCUCAGCGUGGUCAUGACUCCAUCUGGAGGAUCCCCUGAUGCCGUCGCCAUCGUCUUCCCACCUGCACGGCCGUCACCGUCGUGGGCGACCGUGCCGUCGUUUGGGUGGUGCGUGUCGGAACUGCGACCGUCCCUGCGCAGCCCUGAGCCGCUGCUCCUUCCUCGGCCUCUGUCCGUCGUCGCCAGCAAGCCCGAGAAGCUUGCUGGUUAUUGUCUGGUUCACAAAUCAAAUAUCAACCAGUGA